Molecule: messenger RNA, 581 nt
Organism: Patiria miniata (bat star)
Lineage: Eukaryota; Metazoa; Echinodermata; Asteroidea; Valvatida; Asterinidae
Product: UPF0184 protein C9orf16 homolog
Exons: 3
Coding region: 138-431 (97 amino acids)
Source: RefSeq, a predicted model, not a curated record
AGCACGUGAUUUGUUGUAUUAACAUUAAAUCAUCAUUGCAGGAUGAAAUCAUCAGACAAGUGCUUGUGAUUUUGAUCAUCAAUUUCGCCGGCUUAAAUUUCGGUAUUCAUGGUACACGCCCACUGCCGAAUACGAAGAUGGGUGAAUACGGAGAGGGACCCAAUAAUCCACCGAAUAACAGCAUGAAAGACAUCGGUGACGUAACGCCCACUGCGCUGGCUGAAAAUAUCGAAGCAACCGAAGAGUAUGCUGCUUUAGAGCAGACGCUGGACCAACUGGAUUCUUGCCUGGACGAUCUGGAGCAGAAGAACGACUCGCUGAACAGCAAGCUGAAGGAGCUGCUGGACUCCACGCUGCAGAUCCACCAAGAAAUGACCCAGCAGAGACUGAAGGCAAACAGCAAAGAUGCAGACAAAGACAAGAGCACAUAGCACUGAUGCUAAACGGCAGCCUGAUUUGCAGGAAAUUCCUCACCCACGUUCAGCAUGCCAACACAGUGGUCUUGUUGUCUUCGUUAAGUUCUCUUGUUGAUGGGAAAGUCAUAUACAGAAUGAAAGUAUUGUGUUUGUGUGUGUGUGUGU